GCAAAGGGUUCCGUGGCGGAACUACUCUCUCCUGCUACUGAAAAUGACGAAUAUCAGCGGUGCAUCACCAACUCACUUCAAAUAUCUAUCCCAGCUGACACUGGACCAAGGCAUGAUGGUGUCCUGGAACGCUAUCGCCAAAUCCAUCGUGCAUUUUCUAGCAAGGCGACCCACACCAGAGUUCUACAUGGAAGGAAAGUUUUCUACGCAAUUGGGAAAACUAGUGCGACUUUUUCAAAUGGCACAUUCCUAUCAGCCAUUCGUAUAUGGAGUGAGCGUCGCCAUGUUUACGUACGGGGCUUUGCUGCUUGGUAUCGGGAUGCUGUACCUUCUGCGGCAAAGAUGUCACUGGAGUGGGGCGGAAUGCACAGUCGACGUAACACCAGCAUAUGUUGCUCGCUUCUGGACUUACGUAAAACUACAAGUACUCUGUAUUGCUUGCUGCGGCAUGUGGAUGCUGGCCCUCUACAGUGCCACCGAGAGCCUUCAGGUCGGCAUGAAAGCGAUGGACACUGCGGAAGACAACAUUCAGCAUGACCUACGGGUCUUUUUUGAAGAAAUGGCUCAUAAAGUUAACUACCUGGCCGGCGACAGAGUGAUUCCCACCUUGAGCACAGUGUAUGAACAACUUCGGGACGGAAGUGGAAUGGCCCGUACUGUACUCAAAAUACUAAUCGAACGAGGCAAUAUUUCAAGCAGAGCAUUCCUGUUCGAAGGUCGUCGCUUCCAACCAACACUUGAAGCCAUCUUAGAUGACCUGGCGAAGAAGACAGAUGGCUCAGUAUUGGACCUAGCCAAGAAGUACCUUGAGCACCCAGCACACGACCUCGAUUUUGAAAUAUCCAAAGUGUACACUACAGCAACCGAAGAAAUCUCAAUACUUAAGUCAGCACAAAGGAAAACUGUGUGGGAGAAUAUUCACGAAGUCAUCGAGGACAUUGAAGGACUCUGUAGAAAGUACACUCAAGACACAAAUGAUACUCUCGGGCUCAUAGGAAGUUUCAAUGUCCUGCAUUCGGAAGGCAGUGUCCUGGAUUUCAAGAGCAUGAAACUCUUCAGUAAUCUACUUCUGAUGGGCUCCUACAUUGCUGUAGCGUGCGUGGAAGCAGGCAUGAUUCUUGGUUUCCUUUUAGGAGCGUUCAACUACAAGGAGGUCGUACCGCCGAAUAAACGUAAUGCCAUGUCUAACAUGGGAGGGACUGUGUUACACAGGAACAUCGGUGCAGUCUGGUUCGUCUGCUGUGCGUUAAGCGGCCUCGUAUCUGUGUGCUUCCUGAUGGCCUCUUUACUGGAAACCUAUAUCUGCUCUCCAUUUCGGAGGAAUGAUUAUGCAUCCUUAGAUUUGGCAGCUGAGUAUGUCUUCGUUAUGCCAGCGAAAGCCUAUUUGUCUAGACUUCAGCCGAGUUCCAUUCUUCAGAAAUGCAACAGCAAGAGGUCAUAUGCUAGCAUGAUCAACGUCUCAUUUUACCCUCUCGAGAGACUGAAUGUGGAGGACCAUCGUGCCCGAUUGGUGGAAAACGAUCAAGGUGUCUACCUUCCUGGCCUUCUCAAUCAACAAACACUGAAAUCGGCGGAACAAAAGGCGGAGGCACUUGUAAAGGCACUGGACGCGGAUUCCACGCUUUCCUCUCACAUGAAAGUUGCUGCGAAGAGGUACCCGGAAUUUAAUAUCUUCGCGAGGCGCCUUCUGAAAGCACUGCGCCUUGCAAAUAGGAACAAGGAGAGUGUCGAGGUUGACGUGGAACGGGUGAGUCUUAGAGAAGAGCGUUGCUCAUUUUGGGUGUUAGACGAGCGGUCAGACAAGUUUCGUUCGCAGCCUUUGCCCCAGAGGGUAAGCUAUAAAGGUCGAGCGCCCACUGUCAGACAUGCUGCACUCACGUGCUUGCGCACAUCGGACCUCGCGGCUAACCUGUAG
Messenger RNA from Ornithodoros turicata, 1915 nucleotides. RefSeq lists its product as uncharacterized. Lineage: Eukaryota; Metazoa; Arthropoda; Arachnida; Ixodida; Argasidae. Bases 44 to 1915 code for a protein of 623 amino acids. The transcript is spliced from 19 exons. The record is from RefSeq and is a predicted model, not a curated record. Gene Ontology annotation, cellular component: membrane.